UUCGCACGGCUGCGGCUGCCUCCGCGCCCCCUCAGCGGCCUGCUCGCUCCGCCGCCGCCGCCGCCGCUCCUGAGGGGAGGCUGGAGCCGAGGACCGGGCGGCCGGACGGAGACGAAGACGAAGACGGCGCCGAGCCCCGCAGAGUUUUCACGUCUUCCACGAUGAAUCCUGUUUACAGCCCCGUUCAGCCUGGGGCUCCGUACGGAAAUCCUAAGAACGUGGCCUAUACAGGUUAUCCUGCUGGAUACCCCACAGCGGCCCCCACCUACAACCCGAAUAUCUACCAGGCCACCAGCCCAGGUUAUGCCCCAGCGACUCUCCUGAUGAAGCACACCUGUCCACAGACCUUGUCCUCUUGUGCCCCGAAAGGGACCACGAACAGAACGUGGCAAGCUUCCAUUGCAGUGUUCCGAUACCCCGCUGGGACUCCCUACAAGGUCCCUCCGACCCAGAGUAAUAAUGCACCGCCACCGUAUUCCCCGUCUCCCAGUCCGUACCAGACAGCGAUGUACCCCAUCCGAAGUGCCUAUCCGCAGCAGAACCUGUACGCCCAGGGAGCCUACUACACACAGCCUGUCUACGCGGCACAGCCCCACGUCAUUCAUCACACCACCGUGGUCCAGCCAAACAGCAUCCCGUCGGCAAUUUACCCAGCUCCAGUGGCUGCUCCGAGGACCAACGGUGUGGCCAUGGGGAUGGUGGCGGGGGCCACCAUGGCCAUGUCAGCAGGCACUCUGCUGACGACCCCACAACACACUGCUCUGGGGGCACAUCCCGUCUCAGUGCCAACAUACCGGGCGCAAGGGACCCCCGCCUACAGCUACAUCCCUCCACACUGGUAAUCCCAUUGGCCAGUCCAUAUCUGGAGUCAGACAUCGUAUGCAAGAAGGCGAGUGGUGGAGCAGCUGCCCCAGGGCACCAGGGCUGUUAGCAAGAGCAGAAACAACCCACCUCAAGGGUCAUAUGAUGCAUCCUUUAGGAUUUUGAUUUUUUAACAAAACGGCUUUUGACUUUUGGGGUAAAAGCCCCUGUCCCCUUC
Molecule: messenger RNA, 1039 nt
Organism: Candoia aspera
Lineage: Eukaryota; Metazoa; Chordata; Lepidosauria; Squamata; Candoiidae
Gene: FAM168A
Product: family with sequence similarity 168 member A
Exons: 9
Coding region: 162-842 (226 amino acids)
Biological process (GO): positive regulation of base-excision repair
Source: RefSeq, a predicted model, not a curated record